CUCUGAAUAAAUAGUUGGUCAGAAUUUGAUUCCCGGAAUAACAAAAAUUGAGAUAUUCCUAUAGAAAGCAAAUCAGGAAUCACGAUUUGAAACAGGGGUUGUAGAUCGGAAGCUGGAGAAGAAGUUUGCACUGUUCCUUCAGCUUUUUCGAACAAUGGCCAAUCUUUCGGGUGCAGUCUCUGUUAGAAAGCCAAUCACCCACGUCAUUUUCGACAUGGACGGUCUCUUGCUCGUUGGAUAAAAUUUCUGCUGAAAACUUCUGUUGGUUUGGGAAUUUGAUUCUCUUGUAGACACUGAGAAGUUCUAUACACAAGUCCAGGAAAUGAUACUUGCUAGAUACAACAAAACCUUUGAUUGGACCCUGAAGGCAAAGAUGAUGGGAAAGAAAGCAAUAGAAUCUGCUAGGAUCUUUGUUGAAGAGACUGGAAUUAGCAAUUCGCUUAGUCCUGAGCAGUUUCUUGCAGAAAGAGAGGAUAUGCUGCAGUCUUUGUUUCCCACAAGUGAUCUUAUGCCAGGUGCCAGCCGUUUAGUCAAACAUCUACAUGCAAACGGAGUUCCAAUUGCUGUGGCAACUGGUUCUCACAGGCGACAUUUUGAAUUGAAAACUCAAAGACAUCAUGAAAUCUUCUCUUUGAUGCAUCAUAUUGUCCUUGGUGAUGAUCCAGAAGUUAAACAAGGGAAACCUUCUCCGGAUGGAUUUCUUGCAGCAGCUAAGAGAUUCGAGGGUGGACCAGUUGAUCCUUGUAACGUUCUUGUUUUUGAAGAUGCACCCGCAGGUGUUCUUGCUGCUAAAAAUGCUGGAAUGUCUGCUGUUAUGGUCCCUGAUCCAAGGCUGGACAAAUCAUUUCACGAUGCAGCAGACCAAGUUUUGAACUCACUGUUGGGUUUCAACCCUAGUGAGUGGGCUUUACCUCCUUUUGAAGAUAAUGCUAGCUAGCUAGCUGAACUUAGUUUUCUCUUACUUGCCGUCCAUUUUUACAGCGAACAGAAAAGGCUGCAUUUGUUUUGUACAACUAAAUGACGAGUAAUUAAUCCAUUCUCAUAGAUUAUAGAACCUUUAUGUUA
Molecule: messenger RNA, 1065 nt
Organism: Vigna angularis (adzuki bean)
Lineage: Eukaryota; Viridiplantae; Streptophyta; Magnoliopsida; Fabales; Fabaceae
Product: (DL)-glycerol-3-phosphatase 2
Exons: 6
Coding region: 323-937 (204 amino acids)
Biological process (GO): glycerol biosynthetic process
Molecular function (GO): sn-glycerol 3-phosphatase activity
Source: RefSeq, a predicted model, not a curated record